Molecule: messenger RNA, 2992 nt
Organism: Ochotona curzoniae (black-lipped pika)
Lineage: Eukaryota; Metazoa; Chordata; Mammalia; Lagomorpha; Ochotonidae
Gene: RSAD2
Product: radical S-adenosyl methionine domain containing 2
Exons: 6
Coding region: 42-1127 (361 amino acids)
Biological process (GO): defense response to virus; positive regulation of immune response
Cellular component (GO): mitochondrion; endoplasmic reticulum; endoplasmic reticulum membrane
Molecular function (GO): catalytic activity; 4 iron, 4 sulfur cluster binding
Source: RefSeq, a predicted model, not a curated record
GUCUGCCUGGGUGCAGAGCAGUUCCUGCAACAGCAACCACCAUGCGGAUGCUUGAGGCUGUUGUCUCCGCAUGGGAGCUAUUGAGUGUGCUCACGGGGUCCCUGGGCUCCCUGUGCAGCAGCCUGGCCUGGCUCUUGUGCUGGCUGAGGGCAGCACUUGUGUUCCCAGGAACCCGGUCCACACAGCAGCAGCAUGUCAGAGAAGGACCUAGGGAGGUCCAGGCAGAGGAUGAGGACGGCCAAGUGCCCACCACGCCCUUGAGCGUCAACUACCACUUCACUCGCCAGUGCAACUACCGCUGCGGCUUCUGCUUCCAUACAGCCAAGACAUCCUACGUGCUGCCCCUCGAGGAGGCCAAGAGAGGACUUCGGAUGCUCAAGGAAGCAGGCAUGGAGAAGAUCAACUUCUCAGGCGGGGAGCCCUUUAUCCAUGACCGGGGCAGGUACCUGGGCGAGCUGGUGAGAUUCUGCAAGGCAGAGCUGCAGCUGCAAAGCGUGAGCAUCGUCAGCAACGGAAGCCUGAUCCGUGAGCGGUGGUUCAAGGAUUACGGUGAAUAUUUGGACAUCCUUGCCAUUUCCUGCGACAGCUUUGAUGAGCAGGUCAAUGUCCUCAUUGGCCGUGGUCAAGGGAAGAAGAACCACGUGGAAAACCUGCAGAAGCUGAGAGCGUGGUGCAGGGAGUACAGAGUGGCCUUCAAGAUCAACUCGGUGAUCAACCGCUUCAACGUGGAUGAGGACAUGAACGAACAGAUCAAAGCACUGAACCCUGUGCGCUGGAAGGUCUUUCAGUGUCUCCUGAUUGAGGGUGAGAAUUCCGGAGAAGACGCCUUGAGAGAAGCAGCGAAAUUUGUUAUUAGUGAUGAAGAGUUUGAAGGAUUCCUGGAGCGUCACAAAGAAGUGUCCUGCUUGGUGCCGGAAUCGAACCAGAAGAUGAAAGACUCCUACCUGAUCCUGGAUGAAUACAUGCGCUUCCUGAACUGUCGGAACGGGCGGAAGGACCCUUCCAAGUCCAUCCUGGACGUCGGAGUCCACGAAGCCAUCAAGUUCAGCGGAUUUGAUGAGAAGAUGUUUCUGAAGCGAGGAGGCAAAUAUGUGUGGAGCAAGGCCGAUCUGCAGCUGGAGUGGUAGAGCCGAAACUUGGCAAGGCCUGGGUUCCCUCGGGCACGCGGCCCCGGGGACUGGCGGCUCAUCCUCUCCACAGCUGAAACCAGUUGCUACACGGCCCUCCAGCCCUUGGAGUUGGCGGGCAUGCCCAUCACGCGAUGACCAAGUCUGUUCGCUUCAUCUACUAAAGGGAGAGAGGAGAAAAAGAAACAGCAACCCCCCUCCCCCCCUCCAAAAAAUAUUGUAAGAACAGCUCAGGAUUUGGGUUUUGAGCAACGUCUGCUCUGACGCGGGCCUUUUUAUCUUGCACUGCUUCUCUCCCCCGGCCCAUGUUUGGCUCAUUUGAUGGAGUCAGUUGUUCUCUCCUAAGGAUGAAGAUGGCAGUGUCACGCCUGGAAAUGUUACAGCCUUGCUCUGGCAAUCUGCUGCUCUGAAGCCUCCUUCCCUCCCUCCCCUUCUGCCGUGGCCAGAAGUUCACCAUGAUCGGAGCCUUUCCAGAGCUGCUUCCAGUCUGGAGCAAGUGCCCGUUGGCGUGAGUCGCCACAGCUCCCGCGUGGUGCCUUCCUGACAGGGCACCUUGCAGCGUCAGAGGACUGAUCAGGCCAAGUCCGGUCCAGCUGGGCUCCUCCAAACCGCUGGGUGUGCCUGCUCCUCAGUGACUACCAACACGCUGGCCUCCCUGUGAGGCGACCGCGGGCUCUGAGAGGGAAUGCUGCUCCGAGACGCAAGCUCCACGUUCACAGAACCUAGAAACUGUUUCCACAAAGGCUGUCACGGGCCCUGGCGAGGACGGAACUUUUAUUCCCUGCAACCUGAGCGCUUGCCACGAGAGGGCGCGUUCGCGUUGCCUUGCAAACAAGAUUGUGACCGUGAAAGGUUUUGUGGAGUGUGUUUGCCUACAUGAUUUUUUUUCUGAGACAUCCUUCCAUUUUUAAGACACCCUAAUUCAAUUGAAGUGUGUUUGUGCCGUGUCCAACAUAGGGCACGUUACCCUGUGCGUGGCAUCUUGUUCACUUGUUAAGGGAAACGUGCGUCUGAAGGUGUUUUCUUGUGUGUGAGCUGUGAUGCCUGCGUGUGCCAGUGUGAGCCUGAGACACCUGUUCUGUCUGCUGCCCAUCCCUCUGCAAGAGGGCAAGUGCCACAGGGCAAGGCAGGCGUGUGUGAGGGCAGAGGCCUCGCCCGGCAGGCACUAGGGGUCCGAUCAACAAAUGAGAACAAAGCGGAACCUGAAACCCACGAGCAUUUUUCUGCAUUUGAGGGACACUACGCUUUUGUUUCCAUGAAGAAAUGUGAGAUUGGACAACGCUGCACUUCAUGGGCUAUUUUAACAACUAUUAACUCUUUUCCCUAUGUAAUGCUAGCAUCUGCAAAUCUUUAUUGAUUAAAACUAUUCAACGCCCCUUUUCCUUAUAAGGGCCAAACAGGGACUUUGAGCAUUACCAUAAGUUCAGAUUAUGUCAUGUUUUGCUUUGCUUUUUUCAGUUUUGAAUUUGAAUGCUCAUUUGUGGACUGUAAUCCUUUUAAUGGUACAACAAAGAAUCAGUAAGCUGGAGAAAUUGAAAAGUUAAAGCAAACUAUUUUGUGGUGCUUCUAAUUAAUGCGUAAGCUGAUACCGGGCUGCUCCUGUGUUACCUCCGUCUAGGUUCUGGUGGAGUAUCCAUCAGCAGAACCCAACGCUGCAGCACUGCUGUGCUUGGCCGUACCUCACCGUGAUUUGCAAGGAUUCUGUUCCCUAGGCUGUGGUUCCUCAGAGACCAGCUGUCUUUGCUGUGUGUAGGCAAGACUUAAAUUUUAGGAAAUACACAUUUCUUUUGCGUGUCUGGUGUUCGUUAGUGACGGCCUAAUGUGCCCUAACAACUCUAAAAAUAUUAAAGUAUUUUUGUACAUCA